Papaver somniferum (opium poppy) is the source of this 2242-nucleotide messenger RNA. RefSeq names its product putative pentatricopeptide repeat-containing protein At3g49142. Gene Ontology annotation, molecular function: RNA binding; zinc ion binding; protein binding. Gene Ontology annotation, biological process: RNA modification. The transcript has a single exon. The record is from RefSeq and is a predicted model, not a curated record. Lineage: Eukaryota; Viridiplantae; Streptophyta; Magnoliopsida; Ranunculales; Papaveraceae. Bases 211 to 2229 code for a protein of 672 amino acids.
CCACCCACGUUCGAAAAGGGUAAUUGUAUAAGGUUAUAAAGAAAAAAAGAAAAAAAAAACUCACACUGAAUUGCACACAUACCCGACUUCAACUCUCUCUCACAUUGAAGGUUAGAAAUUUUGUGUCUCUGCUGUGUAAUGGGGGUGCGUCAAUAAUGCCCGGCCUUAGUGAAGUGCUGCACCAAUUUUUCUUCUUCUAGGUUUCGCUUGAUGAUGCAUAAACAGACACUCCAACGUGCUUUGCACAAUCUUGCUGAACAACUAAAUCCAAAUAGCUUAAUCCAUCCCAUCCUUAAUUCAUCAACAUGCAUUUCACUCAUCAGACAAUGCAAGACCAUCAAAUCACUGAAAUCCCUUCAUGCUUCCAUGAUUCGUUCUCACCUUCACCUCAACCUCUUCUUCUCUACCAACCUCAUUACUCAGUACUCUUCUUUAGGUUCCAUUUCUCACUCAUAUUCAAUCUUCUCGUCUACGCAAACGUCCGAUGUUUUCCUCUGGAACGUUAUGAUCCGAUGCUUCGUGGAAAGUUCUAGUUAUGAUCGUGCAGUUCGUCUUUAUUGUCGCAUGAAAGAAUAUGGUAUCAGACCUGAUAACUACACAUUCCCUUUUGUUGUUAAGGCGUGUGGACAUCUCCAAGACGUUAAGUUAUUUCGAGUGGUGCAUGGAGAUGUUAUCGAGUUCGGGUAUGAAUAUGAUGUGUUCGUGGGUAAUUCUCUUAUAACAGUGUAUGGGAAAUGCGGGCUAGUUGAGCUUUCCAGACAAGUGUUUGAUAGAAUGUUUGACAGAAGUUUAGUUUCCUGGAGUGCGAUAAUUGGUGCUUAUGCACAGAAUGGAUUUUACAAGGAAGGAUUUUCUGUGUUUCGGAUGAUGUUAAGUGAGAGAAUUAAACCGAAUAGAGUUGCAGUAUUGAAUGUAAUUCCGUGUGUCAGUAGUGAGGCUGAUGCAGAUGAAAUUUCUCGAAUUAUAGUAGAUUCUAGACUUGAUUCGGAACAGUCGAUUCAAAAUGCUGAAAUGUUAAUGUACUCUAAAUGUGGGAGACUAGACAUUGCUAGAAGAAUUUUCGAAAAGAUACCUGACAAGGAUUUAGUAACUUGGAGUUCUAUGAUUGAAGCUUAUGCUCAAGCUGAUAAGCCAAUCGAAGCAUUGGAUCUUUUCAAACGGUUGAAGCUGCAGAAGAUACAAUACGAUUAUGUUACUGUCCUAAGCGUGAUUCGAGCAUGUUCAAGUUUAGGUUCACUCCGACAAGCUCAGUUCAUUCACGGGUUUAUCACUAGAUGCUCGUUCCAAAAUGAGCUAGUAUUAGAAACUGCGCUAAUUGAUCUUUAUGUGAAAUGCGGGAGCUUGGAAUAUGCACGAAAAGUUUUUGAGAGAAUGCAGAAACAGAAUUUAAUAUCAUGGAGCACCAUUAUCUCAGGUUAUGGCAUGCAUGGCCGAGGAAGAGAAGCACUAGAUGUAUUUAAUCAGAUGAAGGAAACCGAGAAACCCGACCAUAUCACAUUUGUUUCUGUCCUAUCGGCUUGUGGUCAUGCUGGAUUGAUAGCUGAAGGUUGGAGUUGCUUCGAUUCAAUGACCAAGGAUUUUGGGUUGACACCGACGUCUGAACAUUAUGCUUGUAUGGUUGAUCUCUUGGGUCGAGCUGGACAGUUAAAUGAAGCUCGAGAGUUCAUCAAUAAUAUGCCAAUCAAACCAGAGUCUGGCGUUUGGGGUGCGCUGUUGGGUGCAUGUAGAAUUCAUUCCAAUGUUGAGCUUGCUGAAUUUGCUGCAAAAUCUCUUUUUGAAUUGGAUCCAGAAAACCCAGGUCGAUAUGUUUUGUUAUCUAACAUUUAUAAAUCUACGGGGAAGAGAGAAGAAGCGGAUCGAAUUAGAGCUGUAAUGAAAAGGAAGGGUGUGAAAAAGGCUGCAGGUCACACCAUUAUUGAAGUCAAGAAUAAAAUGUACAAGUUUGUGGUUGGGGACAAAACAAACCCCCAAACAGAACUGAUACAAAAAGAGUUAGAGAUACUAAUGGAAAGGAUUCGCAGAGAAGGUUAUGUACCAGAUACGAACUUCCUAUUACAUGAUGUUGAAGAAGAGAUGAAGGAGAAGAUGUUGUAUUUGCAUAGCGAAAAGCUAGCAAUUGUGUUUGGAAUUCUGAAUUCAAGUCCAGAAAGUGUAAUAAGAAUCAAGAGGAAUCUUCGGGUUUGUGGGGAUUGUCAUACUGCAACCAAGUUCAUAUCUAAGGUUACAUGAAGAGAGAUUGUAG